UCCUAAACGGAAAAGCAAGAGACAUCUGCACCUGCAGCCCAGCUGAAGCCCCGGCUGCCCACGCUGGGGCCAGAGGGUGGAGGCCCCGGGCCCUUGCCUUCUCUCAGAGGCCACAGCCCGCAGCAGGCUGGGUGGAGCCUUCCUAGCUGCUGCACAGGCUGGCUGGCGGCUAGGGCUGCGCCACGCUUCAACAGCAAGAGGGAGACGGACAUGGAGCAGCAGAAGGGUCUGGCUGGCCUCAUCCUGACUGUCUUUCUCCUUCAAGGUACUAUGGCCCAGAUUAAAAAAGAAAAUCUUAUGAUAGAAGUGGAUGACAAUCGAGAUGAUGGCUCAGUGCUUCUGACUUGUAAAUUGCCAGACAAAAAUAUCAAGUGGUUAAAAGAUGGGCAGGAAGUGAAGUUCCGAAAUGUAAGUGGAAAUAAGUGGAACCUGGGAAGUAGUACCAAAGACCCUCAAGGAAUAUAUUCGUGUAAAGGAGCAACGAAAAGUUCGGAAUCACUCCACGUGUAUUUCAGAAUGUGUCAGAACUGCAUUGAGUUAAAUGCAGCCACUGUUUCCGGCUUUAUCUUCACUGAAAUCAUCAGCAUUUUCUUCCUUGCUGUUGGAGUCUACUUCAUUGCAGGACAAGAUGGAGUUCGCCAGUCAAGGGCUUCAGAUAAGCAGACUCUGUUGCCCAAUGACCAGCUCUACCAGCCCCUCAAGGAUCGGGAAGAUGACCAGUACAGCCAUCUUCAAGGAAACAACCUGAGGAAGCACUGAGCUCAGGACAUGGCAGGUGUUCUCCAUUCCAUCCUGUUCUCAGAAUCAAGGCAAUACAUUCUAGAGAGCUCCUAGCAGGGAUAGCUUCAGCCUUGAAUCCAAACUCAAGGUUCCCCACGGUGACAAAUGGAGAAGCAAGGCCAUCAAAGUUAAUUUUGGCUUUCUUCAAAGUAAAAAUGAAUAUGGUGUUUUGAGAGCGCCACCUAUCGGGAAAGUUUUUAAAAGGAAAAGAUCAAAUAACCCCCUCUGUUUGAAUAGUUGUUUUGCUUUAAUUCUUAUUUCAUUUUGGUAUAGGUCAUAGUUCACAUGGUUUAAAUAUUAACCCUCCACCUCCAUCCCCAGCCAUCCAGUUGCCCUCUAAAGAGGCAAACUGGUUUCUUAGAUAUCUUUCUGGAGGUCUUUUCAGCAUAUAUGAGCGAAUUCCCAAGUAUGUAUUCUAUCAUCCUCUAUUUUUCACACAAACGGUAUUAUACUGUACAUCUGGCACUUUUCCCUUGAAGAUUGUUUCGCGUAAGUAUAUAAGGAACUCCUUUGCCAAACAUACAGUGACAUUAUGUAAAUCAACUUGAGUAUUUUUUUUUUAACAAUUAAAAAAAAAAAAGCAGAUGGGGGUGGGGAGAUACAAGAGAGAGAGAUCUUCCAAUCACCAAUUCAUUCCCCAAAUGGCCACAACGGUUGAGGCUGGAUCAAGCUGAAGCCUGGAGCCUGGACUUAACCCAGAUCUCCCAUGUGGGUGCAGGGCCCAAGCACUUGGGCCAUCCUCACUGCUUUCCCAGAUGCAUUAGCAGGGAGCUGAAUAGGAAGUGGAACAGCCAGAACUUGAACUAAACCCGUGCAGCUUAACCUGCUGUGCCACACCAGUCUCCCACUUGAAUGUAUUUUAUCAGUCAUCUACUUAAGUUGAUUUCAAUCAUUUGCUUUAACAACAAUGUUGUAUAAAUGUAUAGAUACUAUUUUUUAAAACAACUGCAUUGAAAUAUAAUUUACAUGCCAUAAAAGUCCAUCAUUUUUAAGAAUUCUACCUGUUCUCAAUAGUUUUUAGUAAACUUAUCCAGUGGUAGAACCAUCUUCAGAAUCCAGUUUUAGGGGCUGGCGCAGUGGGUUAACAUCCUGGCCUGAAGCACCGGCGUCCCAUAUGGGCGCCGGUUCCAGUCUCAGCUGCUCCACUUCCAAUCCAGCUCUCUGCUGUGCCCUGGGAAAGCAGAAGAUGGCCCAAGUCCUUGGGCCCCUGCACCACGUAGGAGAUUUGGAAGAAGCUCCUGGCUCUUGGCUCCUGGCUUCAGAUCAGCACAGCACCGGUAGUUGCGGCCAACUGGGGAGUGAAUCAUUGGAUGGAAGACCUCUCUCUCUCUCUCUCUCUCUAUAUAUAUAUAUAUAUAUAUUUCUCUCUAACUCUGACUUUCAAAUAAAUAAAUAAGUCUUUAAAAAAUCCAGUUUUAGACCAUUCUUGGGGCCAGCGCUGUGGCACAGCAGGGUAAGCCACCAUCUGUGAUACCACCAUCUCAUAUGGGCAACAGAACAGUUCAAGUCCCUGCUGCUCCUGCUAUUUCCAAUCCAUACUAAUGCAUUAGUAUUACUAAUGCAUCUGGGAAAACAGCAGGAUGUCUCAAGUCCCUGGGCCCCUGCACCCAUGUGGGAGACCUGGAUGGAGUUCCAGGCUCCUAGCUUUGGCCUGGCCCAGCCCCCUGCUAUUGCAGUCAUUUGGGAAGUAAACCAGUAGAUGGAAGAUCUCUCCCUCUCUCUAACUCUGCCUUUCAAAUAAAAUUAAACAAAUCUAAAAAAAAAAAA
Molecule: messenger RNA, 2547 nt
Organism: Oryctolagus cuniculus (rabbit)
Lineage: Eukaryota; Metazoa; Chordata; Mammalia; Lagomorpha; Leporidae
Source: RefSeq, a predicted model, not a curated record